CUCAGAGUCGCCGCUUCUGCCUGUCUCUAGCUCCGCCUUUUGUUCUCCGUGAGCGGUGGAGACCGGAGGCGGGCAGGAGGCAGUGGUGUUGUCCUUGCAGUGUGUGUCAGUUCGCCAGAGAGAACACCGUACAGCAUAGCUAGUUACAUUUAGCAGAUCCACAGAAUUGAUAUAUGUAGACUGACGCAUAGGCUACGUUGAGCAGGCACCGGUUCCUUCCUGAAUCAGACAACGGGGACCAACCAUGGACCUAUUCGAGUUUGACUUCUUUAGGGACUGGGAACUGGAGCAACAGUGUCAUUAUGAGCAGGACCGCAAUGCGCUCAAGAAGAGGGAGUGGGAGCGGCGGACUCAGGAGGUGCAGCAGGACGAAGAUCUCUUCUCCUCUGGGUUUAAUCUCUUUGGGGAGCCGUACAAGACAGAAGCGCCCAGUCUAUCCACUUUGGGGGGGACCAACAACCUAAACAAGACAAACAAAGGUGACGCCCUGGCCAACCGGGUGCAGAACACUCUGGGGAACUACGAUGAGAUGAAGGAGCUCCUGACCAGCCACUCCAACCAGAGCCACCUGGUGGGCAUCCCCAAGAACUUUGUUCCCCAGACCCCUGGCCCCAUGGAGAAGCAAGACCAGCCCAGCUUCUUAACCAAGGGAGGCCAGAGAGGGAGCAACAGGGUGGGCACAGGGAACCAUACCACCUCCAUGCCCCCUCCUCCCUCCUCUUCCUCUCUGACCAGCUCCAGCCUGCUGCACGGCCAUCAGAGCUCCAAGAAGUCCUGGUCCUCCGACUGGUCCCGGGGAGCCCACUGCAGCACCCAGGGGGUGGGAGGUCAGGGGGUGGGGGGCCAGGGGGUCCACGGGGUGGGAGGCCUGGGGGUCCAGGGGGUGGGGGGCCCAUCCUGCAGCAGGGGGAAACACUCCUUCACCCAUGAGCAGCAGCAGCAGCCCCAAAGACACGAGGAGCUGCUCAUCUCACAGGGCGAGGUAGUGGACCACAGGGGAGACUCUAGCAGCAGCCCCUCCUCCUCCUCCACCUCCACUCUCUCAAGGAGGCACGGGGGCGGGCAGCAGCAGGCCGCUAAGGCCCCGUCGGCGGCCGAGCAUGGCAGCUACAAGGACAGCAACACUCAUGUUAAGUCUCCCCUGGAGCAGGAGCCGGGCUCCCACGGGGCCAGUUCCCCAGUGGCCUCUACCUCCCUGCUGCCCAGUGGCCUCUCCACGCCCACCUUCCCGCAGGGUCUGCACGUCAAGCCCAGCGCCGUGCAGCAGCAGAAGCCUACAGCCUACGUGCGGCCCAUGGACGGCCAGGACCAGAUGCCCCUGGACUCCCCGGAGCUCAAGCCUCCUCUGGAGGUGGUGGAUGUGGGCUACAGCAACCCAGCUUUUGGCAGCACCAUCACCAGCUCCAAGAGCAAGCUGCCCAAGCUGACCCUGACACAGACUGGGGAGGUCGGCCUGUCCAGUGACUCCAGCUGUGUGGAGGAGAUUCUACGGGAGAUGACCCACUCCUGGCCUCCUCCCCUGACUGCCAUCCACACUCCAGGCAAGGCUGAGCAAACCCGGUUCCCUAUUCCCUCCAAGGAGUCACAACACAUACCCUCAGGAUGCGCUGGACAAAAGCGGUGCAAUGUUCCCGUUAACAAGCCUGCAACCAAGUCUGUGCCACAGAAGUCAAUGCUUGAGGAUGACCUGAAGAUCAGCAGUGACGAGGAAGAUACUGAACAGCAGGGAGCUGAGAAGCCCAAGCCCAGAAGUACACCUCUCAGCAUCCCUGUGGCCACGUCUCGGACCAGUGACCCAGGCCACUCUAGCGGCGCCUCGGCCAGCUCCAGUGAAUCAGAGAGCAGCUCCGAGUCGGAUUCAGACAGCGAGAGCAGCUCCAGUGACAGCGAGUGUAACAGGGCCUCCCGGACCGCCACCCCAGAGCCUGAACCUCCAUCAACAAACAAAUGGCAGCUGGAUAAGUGGCUAAACAAAGUGACCCCACACAACAAAGCACUUAUCAGUACCCAGCCAGAGAGAGAGAGCCAUGGGCUCUGCAGCUCCCAGCCUGACCACAGCCAGCAGGCCCCUGGGAGCCAGGACCUGGUCCCAGGAAAGAGCAAGCCUGGGCCCACUGUCCUGCUGGCCCAGACCGACGCCAAGGAACGGGCCCUCCUCAGCCCCAUCCGAGAGAAGGCCAAGCCCAAGACUGGACCAAAGGUCUCAGAGGGCAAGAGUUCAAAGUCCCCAGCAGCGGUGGUGGAGCCGGCCCCAGCCAGACGCAGCAUUGGAAAGAAGCAGCCAAAGAAAGUGGAGUGCUCAUCCAGCCUGGAAGAACACAGCUCCUGGUCCAAGCCCAUCAACCCCUCCAUCAGCACUACCCCUAAGGAGAAGGAGCCUCCGCCUCUUCUGGAGCCGCCCAAGUCCAGGACCAAGGGCACCAGUGGGAAAGCUGCCCCUAGGAAGGAACCUCGCACCACCACUAUCACUACUUCUACUCCAGCUCAUCCUCCCCCAGCCCCAGUCCUGGACAAGAAGAAGCACAGGGGGCCCAGCAAGAUCCUCCCCAAGUCCAAGGAGUUCAUCGAGACGGAGUCUUCGUCGUCUGAGUGCCACUCUGAACCAGAGGAUCUGAUCAAGGUCCCUAACCCUCCCUGCCCAGGUCCCAGCAGCCUGCAGACUCUCAAAGCAGCCAAGGACUGCAACAGCAAUAUCCUGAGUGUCAGUAGCCUUACCAGCACCUGCAGCACUUCCAUCUCUAUCCCAGACUCUGGUGUGGUUGGGGGCUUAAUGGAAGACCCCCUCUUGUCCCCUGUCCCCAUCAUCCAGAACGAACUGCUGUCCCCUCUCAGGGACUUUGAGGACAUCAAGUCACUGUGGGUGAAGAUCGAGCUGAGCUUCCUGUCUAGAAUCCCAGGACAGGACCCCCCUGAGCCCCCUCCUGUGAAGGUUGAGCCCCAGGAACACUGGGAACCCAGCACCAAGCACAGACGCCAGUCCCCCGCCAGUCAACAGUCUACCCCUGUUGAGAAACCCCCUAGCAAGGCCAAGAGGAAACACAAGUCGGACCAUUGUAACGCUGUCGGCGGGAGCAAGAAGUUACGGUUGGAGAAAGACUCCAUGCUUCUUCCCCCGUGCAUCUCACCCAUUCACAACCACAAGAACAUUAGCACAAAAGAUUCUCUGAGGAAACAGCCCAGGAAGAGAGAGCUGCUGCCUCCCCUGCUGUCGCCGCUCUCCGACGAGCCCCCCGUCCGCCAGCGCAGGACCAGCGAGUGUUCCUCCUUCAGCCAGGAGGGCAGCGCUAGCGGCGCCUUAUUACUACCCACCCUCAGCUGCUCUCUGCCCCCCUUCUCCUCCUCCUCAUCCUCAUCUUCUUCUCACAAGCACCUCAGCAAAGGAGAGAGCAAAUUCUUCUCACAUUCCAAGACAAGCAGUGAGGAAGAUACCCACAGCAAACCAUCUGGCAGUUUCCAUGGCAACGGUCAGUCUGAUUCCGACCUUUGGUCCAACCCCUCAUCUCUGUCCAUGGACCACAUGGAGCCAAGAAGACCGAAGCUAACGUUCAAUAACAAAGUUCACACUGCAGACUACUACAUGCAGGAAGCCAAGAAACUGAAGCACAAAGCAGAUGCACUGAUGGAGAAGUAUGGCAAAGCUGUUAACUACGCUGAUGGGGCGCUGUCGUUCAUAGAAUGUGGCAACGCCAUGGAACGGGACCCGCUGGAGGCCAAGUCUCCAUACACUAUGUAUUCUGAGACAGUUGAACUCAUCAGAUAUGCCAUGAGGUUAAAGAACUUUACAAGUCACUCAGCAACAGUAGCCGAGAAGAAAUUAGCUGUAUUGUGCAAUCGCUGUUUAUCCCUCCUGUACUUGAGAAUGUUCAAACUAAAGAAGGACCAUGCAGUAAAGUAUUCCCGUUCCCUGAUGGAGUAUUUCAAGAACUCGGCUAAAAGUUCCCAAGUACCUUCGCCAUGGGGAGCCAAUGGAAAGAACACAGGCACCCCGUCGCCCCUGUCUCUGAGUCUCUCCCCAGUCAGUUGGGGCAGCAGCAGUACGGGCCAUGCGGGCUCCGGGGCCUCCGGCAAUGUGGCCAUCCCCCAGCGCAUCCACCAGAUGGCCGCCAGCCACAUCAACAUCACCAACAACAUUCUCCGGAGCUACGAGCACUGGGACACAGCAGAAAAGUUGGCCACAGAGAGCCAAGAGUUCUUUCAGGAGCUGGACUCAAUGAUGGAACCAUUGAGCCAACACAGCAGCAUGAUAGAACUUGUACGCUACAUACGUCAAGGACUGCACUGGCUACGGAUAGAGGCCCACUUGUUAUAGUGCUGCGGGAACUGGAACUAAACUGUCUGCCUCUCUGUCUGUCUGUCUCACACCUCCAUCACUACCUCUACCAGCCAGCAACGCCCACCAUCCCCCAGUCUCCAGCCAUCUGAUAACACCCCAAUGGACCCCCACCACACUGCCAGCCAGCAAGCCCCGCUCCAUGUCACCUCUCUGAGGUCAGAGGUCAUCAUCUGCUCUACUACACAGUCUGUAUCUCUGCUCCCUCCGUACAAGGUUGACAUUUCCAAUGGAUGUGGGGGAAAAGUCCCACUAUCCAAGCCCCAAAGCGAAUGAGAGGGAAGUCCCACCAAAGACCUGUGGAGUGUCUCCAAAGCGUGCCACUAGAGGCGAAGGAUCUGUGCUGUUUUGGUGGUUUUCUGCCCGACAGAGCCCUUUGAUUUCCCUGUUGUUUGUUUUGAUCUGACCACCCCUGAGGGCCUCUUAGAACACUGGGAGCGUUGUUCAGUUCACAGCUCCAUUCCAACAGGAAUAUGGAUCAGGAAUUUAUAAGUGCUUUCAACUCUUCACAUGUUUAGUUUCUGUCGAUGCCUUGAUGAACUGACUGACAGAAGCCAGUUGAAUAAGUGUCUCUCUCUACUACUAUCUGACCGUUGAUUUAUGGUCCUCAAGACCUCCGUCUCAUGUCAGAUAAUACAUACAGCAACAGUUAGCCUACCCUUUAGUACCAUUGGAACAACAAAUCAUUCAAAAUGAUUCGAUUACUUGUUGCUUAUUGGAAAUGAACAAUGAAUAAUCAAAUUCAAUCUGCCACCACAAGCAAUUUCUCUGGUUUUGAGGGAUUUGCAUAAUAACAUUGUGUCUACUACAGCAGAUGAGGAUUGUGUCUUUCAGCCCCAGAGGUUGGUGGUGUCUUUGUGUUUGUUUGGUUAACUACAGUAAUAAGAGGCCGGAUUUAUUCCAAACCAGCACACAUUUUCCAUGGGUCUAAGGCAACGAAGGCAACGGGGAAGACAUGAAGUGUUACACCACCUGAGACUGUGUUCAAAGGUCUAAUGCAGCCAUUUUUAUCGCAAUAUCAAAUCAUUUCUAGAUAACAAUUAAGUACUUUACUGUUAUUGUUUUCAAUUAAAAUGGUCAAAAAUAAAUAAAAAUAGCUUCUUAGCAAAGACUAAUUUCUCAAGCAAAAAUUUAGCUAGGACUGUCUGGGAGGUCUGACUGGGAGGGGAAAACUGAAAAUUAGCUGUUAUUGGCAGAGAGGUUUGGAACUCUCUUUCUUAUUGGUCUAUUAACUAAUUUACCAUCUGGUGAUCUCCCCAUGGAAGGCCAAAACUCCAUCCCACCAAAACAGGCUAAAAGGGCAUUAUUAUAAUUUUUACAAUUUCAAAGUAUUUUUCCAACCUCAUAGUGUGGAAAUAUGUAUAAAACACCAGAAAAUCACAUUUUGACUGCACUGGGCCUUUAAAUAAAUAUGAAUCAUCCAUUCACUGUUACAACACCACCACAAACAGUAAACACCAGAAUGAGUCCAUUAGCACGUCAGAAGAUAUGUACGUACAUGAUCUUUUCACUGUCUACGAUGACUGCUGUAUAUCACAAUGUUUGUUCAGUUGUCCACAGAGAGGUGUAGACUGUUGAAGAACAAUCCAUAGUAACACUUCUUAUGUGUUCUGUGCAUAGUUGUACAUUUGAUUGUACGUAUAUUUAAACGUGGCUUGAUGGACAUACUGUAAGCCGUCUAUAUGAGAUGCAGGCAGUUUUCCUAAGGAGGAAAUAUGAUGGUUGUUUUGUUUUUGGUAUUUAUGUGGAUGUGAUGUGAGAGAAUGAACUGUAGGGAAGUGUGUGUUGCACUGUGCAGAGAUGAUUUUGGGGGAUGGAUUCUCUAUUGCUGGGUGUCCAUGCCUCUCUCUCUCACUCUCUCUCUCUCUCUCUCUCUCUCUCUCUAGCACAGUCCAUACAGUUUAUUGGAGUAGACCAUAUCUCUAUGGUUAAAUGUGUAUGAGAGACAAUGAGGAUGUGUGUGAAGUAUGAUUUUCACUAUGAUAAAACAAAGUGCCUCCGUAUCCAGUGGAAAUUAUUAAGAGUCUAUAUUUAAGAACAAGAAUGAAUCUAAAGAAUUUUUCCAUACCAUGUUGGUAUAUUAGAUUUUUUCAUAAAACCACAAUUUAUUCAUGUACUUUUUACUGGCAGUUAUGAUACCAGGUUUGGCUUUAAAAUUGCAAAUGUGUGACUUACAUGUAUCAAAUUUCUAACUCCGGUACUGUUUUGAGGAUAGUGAACGGGAUAUUCAGAAACGCUUAAACAUGAAAAUGCUUAACGUGACUUACUGUAAUUACCUAUAAUCAAUAGGUUAACACUCCAAGCCAUUUACAGCAAUAGCUGGAUGAUAGCACUAAUUGUGUUCAUUAUCUUGUUACUAAGAACUGAGAAAUGCUCUUAAAUCACAUUCAGUGUUUCUGACAUUUAGAAGUAAGAAUGGUGAUCCCUAUAAGAAGUUUGGAAUUUGUAUCUAUUGAUUUUAGGUCAUUAAGCCAAAUUAAGCGUUUUGGAAUUUCCUAAGAAAAGACUGAACAAAUUACAGACAAAACAAAACGUUAAACUGGAUUUAAAAAAAAUCACUUAAUGUUGAUCCAUUAACUGUCUUAUUUAGGGUUCAUGUCAUUCAGUGUUAUUUUAUGGAUCAGUGCAGUAGCCUACAUGGUAAUCGUAACCGUGCUCAGUCAAUUCCAAAUCUAUUUUAAAGAUGUAGGGUACCACACCAUGUGGUAAUAGCAAUAUUUACACCAGUCCUACUGUAACGAAAUGGAUAGAAAAAUCUGAAAGACAACCUAACAACUUAAUAACUUCUUUGUACUGUAUCUGAAGGUCAUUUUUCAUUUAGCCUUUUGUGACAACUUGUGAUCUCAUAACUAUCAGUCAGAGUUGAGGAAAAUGAAGUGUGUGCAUUAUUUUUUUAUGCAAAUGAUCACAUUUUCUCCUCCAGUCCAAAGUAGCCAACUGUCUUUGCUUUUAUGAGGAAAGCAGUUUGUACAUUUCCAGUGGUUUUUCCCAGCUGUUCCUGUUGGCACUAGAGACAGGCCAUUCUGUCAGGAAAAUCUGGGGCCCUUUGGCAGCUAGUCAACAGCACAAAGUAGCACUGGUAUCCUGUUCUCUCUCCCUCUCUCUCUCUCUCUCUCUCUCUCUCUCUCUCUCUCUCUCUCUCUCUCUCUCUCUCUAUCCCUCUCUUUCUCUCUCUCUCUCUCCCUUCUCCCCCUCUCUCCCUAAUCCAUCGUCUGAUAUAAACAACCAGCUCCAAACUAAGUCCCUGUCUGGCACUGACGAGGAGCAGCUAAUGUCUUCUAUUCAUUCCACAAUGAGGAAAGGCUGAAUUAAAUUGGCUUAUAUCCACCGGAGAGAACAUGAUCUGUUUUUGUUUCAAAUAUACGGUUUUAUGUCUAAAACAUGGAAAUUGUGAAAUGUUGAAUGAGGUGCCAUCUGGACUGGCAGUGUUACCAAGCCAAUGUAUGGUGUGACCUAGUCCUCAGCUUGGUAUAACCAGGUGGUGAUGAUGACAUAUCAGGAAGGAAUUACUCAUUAAAUGAGUCCCUAGUUGGCUUGAUAAUAUAUUGCUGCUACAAAUGUUGAUAUUUCAUAGAUAGAUUUUAUGAAUACAGGAAUUUUCAUUUUAAAAUGAAUACUUCUAGAGAAAUGUUAUUGAAAAUAGCCCACAAAUCUUUUAAGCAUUGCAGAGUAAACACAAAGAUGUAUCCUAGCUAUAGUAGAUGUAUUAUGGAGUUCUGCUCACCUUGCUGUGUUGUCAGUUCAAAGCCUGAACAGUAUUUGUCACUAUCAGGCACUACUUAAGAGCAGGAUCAAUAAGACUUACAGUGUUCAUGUUCAGAGGAUGUUUUCCUCCGUUCGCUUUAUUUAAUUCCAAUGCAGACAAAUCAAGCUCAUCUAAGGUAGAAACUAUGGUGAGGGGGGGUGUCGGCAAGGCAGACGUCAAAACCUACCAUUUAUGCUAUCAAACUCCUUAGCAAUUUACACCUAGAAGAAAUCUGACACUCUAUCAACACAAUAGUAUUGUGUUACAAAUUGUUGUAUAUUUAUCAUGUUCUUAUUAAUCAUAAUGUAUUAUUUUUGAAAAGCUGCUUUUUUUCUGGUGAGUGAGGACAAUACAAAGCCUAAUAGCGCGACUGAAGUCUGCCACUUUGGUCCGGUCAUCUCUUGUUCCAUUGUACCACUACAUCAGGAAAGAUGAUCUCCAAUAAACACUGUCCCAGCUGGAAGCAUUGCUCUGCAAAUGAAGCACUGCAAAUACCACUUAGUUAACACAAAGCACCACAACAUGUUGGUCAAUUAACAACUGUGUGACUCAAUGCUCAUUCAUAUUCAGUGGAUAUUGUGUCAUGUUUAAUAUGACUGAUACUGGGCGCUCAUGACACAUAAACAUAUCAAAUACCUAUCAACCGUUCAUCAUAAUCUACAUCAAUACGUCAUAGAUUGGACAUCUGAAAUGUUAUUCCCAUUAGCUGAAUCAUUUAGUAUCAUUUGUUUGUAAUCUAAACGGCUUGUGUCUGUGACCGCAGACCAUUGGCAGUCAUUUGGUGUCAUUAAGAGUAGCGCAGGUUGACCUUCGGGUCACCACAUGUUGUUGUAAUACAAAUUGAAGUCAACAGGUGGCAGCUUUCAUUCAACUAUAUGUUCAACCCUUCCUUCAGCUUGUUGGUGUCUUAAAGCAAUGUAGCAGACAUGUGUUAGGGGACAUGAAGAACAGUUAUCCAUAGAUCCUCUUGUUGUUUAUAUCUGUACAGAAUGACAAGGUGCUUUCUGGUUUAUGUCCUACGGUGUAAAGGAUUGGACCACAUGUACCAUACAAUAUAUAUUACUUCUGUUGACUGCCCACAGCUGACAAAAAUACAUUGGAAAUCCAUUGCCUUGACAUGAGUUUAUUGCAGACCUGUGACAUCUCACCACCCCUUAACCUUUGAUCUUUUGGGUAGUCUGUCCUGUGUGACCUUGGCGUUUCAGUCAUUCCAAUGUCACCUAGAGUGGCAUUUCUCUGUAUCAUCCACCACUUCCUUUUGUAAAAGAGAGACAAUGAGAUUAUAUAAACUAAUGUACAGCUUCAGUCAACAACAGUUGAAAAGGUUUGUUACAGAAAAAAGGCAUUUACUUAUCAUGGCUGUGCUUCCUACUUCAUGAAAUAGAUGAACUAUAAUUUACAGACAUUUAUUUACCAAAUGGGAUAAACAUUUGAAGGAAAAUCAUGUGCUUUUGAUACAAUUAUAUUUCUGAAAGUAUUAUUAAAAGUCUAACGUUAUUAUGUUGCAAUUGGCUAAAUUUAUUGUGAAAAGUAGAGCGAUUUCCCAAAGAUCAGAUCCCUGUGUUCAAGCCUAAGAGAUAAAAUUGCUCAAUAACUUUAACCAACAUUUUUUUCAGAUAUGGAACAAUUACUGUCAGUUCUGGCAACAUUUCAGUCAGAUCCAUUUUAACUGUGAAAUGCAGCAUUGCUACAUUAAUAUAAAUCUUACACAGUGUGACAAUAGAAAUUCAUUUGCAAAACAGUUAGCAAUGCUGAUAGCCAUACAUUAGCUUAAUGACAUACUGUUCCUCGAGGCUCAAACUUUAUAAAUGCUUAAACGCUACCUAUUCCCUAAAUGAUGUAGCCUAGGAUGUUGGUCAGAAGUCAGGGAAGAACAAGGUUACCAUUCCAAGUAAAUAGCCUUUUCUCUUGCUGACGUUUUGCCGAUAGUUUAAAGAUGGACAAUGUUGGAAACAGAAAAUGCAAAGUCAGAAGAUGUUUUAUUUCAGGCAUGCUGUAGUUUUUAGUUUGUUAAUUUUUGUACAGAGCAGGGUUACUGUUAUGCUAUGGAUUUAUGAACGUAUAGUUGUAUGGAUUCAUUAAAAAUGCGUUAUGUAUCAAAGAAACUUCCUGCCUGGUUACCUUUGUAUUUAACAUGUGUUGCACAAGUUCUGCCAUUUUGUAUUAUUAUUUCAGCCUAUUGUAUGGUUAUUUUAUAAUAAAAUUGUUAUAUGUAAUGAUCAAAAACUGAAAUGAUAGUUAUGUUGUUUUUAAAUGUUUAAUGUUUCUGUAAAAAAUGGAAUAAAAAUGGUAUGA
This is a messenger RNA of Salmo salar (Atlantic salmon), 10370 nucleotides long. RefSeq names its product AF4/FMR2 family member 2-like. Gene Ontology annotation, molecular function: G-quadruplex RNA binding. The record is from RefSeq and is a predicted model, not a curated record. Gene Ontology annotation, cellular component: nuclear speck; nucleus. Gene Ontology annotation, biological process: regulation of RNA splicing. Lineage: Eukaryota; Metazoa; Chordata; Actinopteri; Salmoniformes; Salmonidae.